Messenger RNA from Oldenlandia corymbosa var. corymbosa, 411 nucleotides. Lineage: Eukaryota; Viridiplantae; Streptophyta; Magnoliopsida; Gentianales; Rubiaceae. The record is from the annotation of a GenBank genome assembly.
AUGUUGACGAAAGCGAAGAGCUCAAUUCCCGUCUCUUUUCUCAGAAUCGGAGUGGUUAUAGCUAUAUGGUUCUCAUUUUUCAUUGCGCAGAACAAGACCCUUGCUUCCAAUUCCCCCUCCGCUUUCGUUCAGAGUGCCAUCUACUCUAACAAGAUCACCAUUUUCUCCAAAUCCUACUGCCCAUAUUCCCUUUGUGCUAAGCGCAUAUUCCGUGAGCGUCAUGAGCAACCUUUUGUUGUCGAGCUUGAUCAACGAGCUGAUGGAUAUGAAAUUCAAAAUAUUCUUCUGGACUUGGUGGGGCGCCGUACGGUUCCUCAAGUGUUUAUAAACGGGAAGCAUGUUGGCGGUUGUGACGAUCUUGAAGAUGCUGUUGAAAAAGGUCAAUUACAGAAGCUUCUCAGCCAAGAUUGA